This is a messenger RNA of Salvia miltiorrhiza (redroot sage), 1671 nucleotides long. RefSeq lists its product as uncharacterized. The transcript is spliced from 8 exons. The record is from RefSeq and is a predicted model, not a curated record. The coding region runs from base 58 to 1671 and encodes 537 amino acids. Lineage: Eukaryota; Viridiplantae; Streptophyta; Magnoliopsida; Lamiales; Lamiaceae.
AUCUAGCUGCUAGACUCAGGGAGAAGCUCCAAACUGUAGAACAGGACUAGUACUUCAAUGGAUAAUGAUCCUUGUGCCCCGGCACCUUCUACAAAUACAAAUACAACUUCAACAAGUAGAGCCAAAAGGGGGAAAGUAUGUCUGACGAAAGUUGCUCAGCGGAGGGCAAAAGGGGUCAUCCAACAUGUUGAUUUCAACGCACGUGGACAGCCAGUGGGUGAGGCAGCAGCUGAAAUGCAAAGUUACAUUGGCCUCCUUACACGUGAUCACGUGAAGAUAAACAUUAAGAAGUGGAAAGCUGUCCCGCAAGAUGUUAAAGACCUGAUAUGGGACACGGUUAAAUCUUCCUACGAUGUUCCCGAGCAGUGGAAGGCUGGAUGUAUGGAAUCUGCAAAUGCCAAGUGGCGAAGCUGGAAAUGUAGAAUGUACAAUGAAUUCAUUGUACCAUGUCAAGAUGACGCCUCGAAGUUGCAAGAACCACCACCGGGAAGUGGCAUUCUGCCAUUAGAAUGGAAUCAGUUUGUAGUCACUCGACUGUCGACUGAAUUUAAGAAUUUCAGUGCGCAACAAAAGGAGAGACGGAGUAAGAACAUAUACCCCCAUCGACUUUCCCGCAAAGGAUAUGCUAAAUUUGCCGAAGAGUUGAAGACGUCUGAUUUACACGGUGAUGAAGAUAUAGACAGAGCUACGAUGUGGAAGAAAGCAAGACUGACCAAGGACGGAGAAGUUCAGAAUGAUAACUUGAAGAAUGCUUUCCAGAAAAUAGAUGACUGCAUAAGGGAAAAGGAGGAAGGCCGAGUUGAUUCUUCAUCUUGUUCAAGCGAUUUGCUAUCACGUGCCCUGGAGAAACCUGAACAUAGUGGCCGUGUGCGAGGUUUAGGGGCAGGGGUGAAACCCAAAUCAUUCUUUGAAACACCUAGAGUUAAGAAACAAGAAAUUGAUGAGAAAGCGCAAACUGAGCUGGAAGAAGCAAAGAAGCAAAUAAAAGAACAAGAUGGACGCAUACUUGUUCUAGAUAAAGUGAUCUACGAGUUAGUAAGCAGAAUUGGAAAACUGGAAUCGAAGGUGGGUGAUAAGGACGAUAAGUCUGAAGGAUUAGGCAGCUGUUCUGUGAUAAAGCCUCAAAAGAUGCAGAUUGAAAACGAUGAAGACAUGAAGGUGGUUGAAAACGCUGAAGACAUCAAGAAACCUGAUAAAAAGACAUGUGGAAAAAAGAUUGAAAAGGAUGAAGACAUGAAGGUGGUUGAAAAUGAUGAAGACAUCAAGAGACCUGAUAAGAAGACACGUGGAAAAAAGAUUGAAAACGAUGAAGACAUGAAGGUGGUUGAAAACGAUGAAGACAUUGAGGUGGUUGAAAAAUCAGUUGGGUUGGAGGGGAAGGUGGUUAAAUUACUUGAAGACGGAUCCAAAAAACUUGUAGCUUACGGAACGGUCAUGGUUGCUGGAGAUGUCCUUCACGGAUCUCCCUUUCCUAAAGACUGCUUACGUGUGGCGAUUGAUGAGGUUGUUGAUGAUAAUGCACGAUUACCCAAAUCUAUUUCAGAUGACAUGGUUACAGUGGGAAAUGCAUUAGGAACCCAUGUAGCAUGGCCUACUCAUUUGGUGGUGGAGAAAUCAAUUGAGGUAAUUUUAAUUCUUUCUAGCAGCCUUUUAGUAUUAAUUAAUACCUAA